Messenger RNA from Fonsecaea multimorphosa CBS 102226, 1371 nucleotides. RefSeq lists its product as uncharacterized. Bases 1 to 1371 code for a protein of 456 amino acids. Gene Ontology annotation, biological process: NAD+ metabolic process; NADP+ biosynthetic process. The record is from RefSeq and is a predicted model, not a curated record. Gene Ontology annotation, molecular function: NAD+ kinase activity. The transcript has a single exon. Lineage: Eukaryota; Fungi; Ascomycota; Eurotiomycetes; Chaetothyriales; Herpotrichiellaceae.
AUGUCCUCUGCCAAGAGCUGUCUUGGUAUCCUACGCCUCCUGGCCAGAACAAGGAUUGCGACCAUUUCCGGUUUCAACGACCCAUACCGAUUGAGGAUGGCUUUGAAUCCUAUGCUAUCAUCAGCAGGGCGCACCCGCGCCUCUCACUCAAGUCUCUCCCAAGCAAACAGUCGCUCACUGAAUGAUCUCCCAUCUCAGAGCAGAUUCCGUCUCAAAGAGACCCCGGCGAGGGAACUUCUCUGUCUUGAAUGGUCUAAACCACCCAGGAAUUUUUUGUUGAUCAAAAAGGACUGCUCAGAUGCAACAACAGAGGCUCUCCUGGACUUUGUCAGACAUGUUUCAUCGACUUAUCCAGAUGUGAAUAUCGUGGUCGAGCCCCGAAUCUCCGCUGAGAUUGGGCAAGAGCUCCUAGGACGGCACUUUACUCUGCCGGAUUCCGAUCACUCGCCCCUGCAAUAUCAAGACAAGGUCGAUCUUGUCGUCACCUUUGGUGGUGAUGGGACCAUCUUGCACGCAGCAUCUCUGUUCGCCACCUCCUCCCAUGUCCCACCCGUCCUGUCCUUCAGCAUGGGGACUCUCGGGUUUCUGAGUGAAUGGAAAUUUUCCGAAUACAAGCGGGCCAUUCGCGAAGUAUAUAUGUCGGGUGCUGCUUCUGAGCGACAUGCCGUCAUUGAAAGUGAAGCGUCGAAGGAAUUUGAAGGUUCAAAUGAUUACACGGGCUGGUCGUCUGUCCGUGGUAAAUCGAUGGGGCCUGGAAGAGGUGCGAGAGUUUUGGUUCGACAACGUCUGAGAGUUGGCGUCUUCGAUGCAAACGGCAACCGCCUCAGCAGCAAUGGGGGUUUCUCGGACGACAUGUAUGCAAUGAACGAGGUCAUUAUACACAGAGGUCGAGACCCUCAUCUUGCCAUCGUCAAUGUUUACGUGGGCGGCAGAUUUCUAACCGAGGCAGUCGCCGAUGGCAUGAUUGUUUCCACACCUACUGGGAGCACAGCAUACAGCCUCAGCAGUGGCGGGAGCAUCGUUCAUCCCCUUGUUCCCUCGUUAUUGCUGACGCCAAUCUGUCCGCGGAGUCUGAGUUUUCGCCCUCUGGUUCUGCCAUCCACCACCCCCGUCACAUUGAAACUGAGUGACAAGAACAGAGGCCGAGAGGUCGAUGUCAGUAUUGAUGGCAUGAGACGUACACAAGGCAUCGGUGUCGGCACAGAAGUUCGAGUCUCCGCCGAGGAGAUUAAAACCGACGCAGGCGCCUUUACCAGCGGCAUUCCCUGCAUAAUGCGAACCAUCAGUGCAGGUGCCGAUGGGGAUGAUGGCUGGGUGGGCGGCUUGAAUGGCCUUUUGAAGUUCAACUAUCCAUUUGGAGAAGAAAAAUAA